GUUUCAUUUUAACGAGGGAGGUUGUUGCAUGAUAUUUAAAAUCUGAUUAAUUUGACUCGACGGAACACCAUGAAAUCGGAUUGUAUUUUAAUUUACGCACUGGCUACGACCUACAAGACGUAUAAUUAUACCCAAUCGCCUUACUUGGCUUCAGCUUCAAAUCAUGAUAUAAAAGCCCACAUGACCAAUUUCAUCCAUAGUGUACCACAGAUUCUAUCGAGAAGGAAAAAUAAUCAGUCAAGUUGAAUACAAAUUGAAAAAGAUGACCGACAAAAAAUUUAUGGAUUUAAAAAUCAGGACAUGGUUUAAAAUGAACAAUAUCAAAGGAAACGGAAGAAUGGGCAAAACCGAUUUCGAAGAAAUAGCAGACAUUUUCAAACGUGAAUAUGAACUAAAAGAUCCACAAUAUUCGCUAUUGAAGAAAUGGUUGUGUGAAGGAUGGGAUAUUUUAGUGAAGGAGGGAGAAGAUUUGGCAAAUUCUGGCAAAAAUGGCGGAUUGACGUCUGCUAACGCAGCGUCGGUUUUCGACGUUUCCGAAACCUUGAAUAGAGGCGAAGCAAUAACAGAGGAUCAGUAUGCCAAUGCGUUUGAACAACUCGUUGAAGUGAACCAAGGUCUGUUUCAAAAUAAUUUUGAAAUGAUGGUGGGUUCAUUUUUUGACAUUUAUGAUACCGACAACGACGGAAAGAUAACUGCAGACGACAUGGUUCGAGGUUUACGUUGUCUUGGAAUUCAACAAGAUGAAGCUGUGAAAAUGAUGUUUGCUAAUAUAGACACAGAAAAAAGGGGGAAUAUAACAAAAUCAGUUUAUGUGGGUGAAUGGGUUGAGUUUAUGCUUGGAACUCGUAAGGAUGGAGCCAUUGCUAGCGUUUUGUGUCGACAGUAAAUUACUUUAACGGUUUGACUUUGUUAAUUUUCAAAUUGUAUGUAUAGUAAUUUGUGUUUAUAUGAAUUGUA
Molecule: messenger RNA, 957 nt
Organism: Mytilus trossulus (common blue mussel)
Lineage: Eukaryota; Metazoa; Mollusca; Bivalvia; Mytilida; Mytilidae
Exons: 1
Coding region: 263-886 (207 amino acids)
Molecular function (GO): calcium ion binding
Source: RefSeq, a predicted model, not a curated record